UACAAAACUAAAACGCCAAAACAACACUCUUUUCUGACAAAGUAUCUAUUUUGGUUCAUGAGACUAGAUGUUUUAGUCAGUAUGUUUUCAUUCGAAAAUGCUGUUGCAGAAAAGAUGGCUUGUCCUUUUUAUUCUCAAAAUUAUCAAAAAGAUUAAAUCUCGCUGACUAAAUUGGGAGGUUGAGUUUUGUUAAUUAAAACAAGUUUCAACCAGUGUGAUUUGUGAGUUUUGCUAAGUCACAUUUUUAUCGUCGCCGUGAAUUGUGGUAUAGUAUAAUAUAUUCCAAGUGAAGAGAGAAAAUUCCAUAAGAAGAACGAAAGUGUGUUUUUUAAUCACGAGAUUGAACAGUCUUUUUCUUGUCCUUAUUGACUUUAUGUCAAAGCAGAUAAGUCUCUUCUGGUGCAAUAAAUUCGUCUUGUUUGUCGCAGUUGAUCCCGUGAAUUGAACUAUCUACUUAUUAUUUAUAUUAAAAAAAAUAGUUUUCUAAUAGACCAACGAACUCUUCAACUACCAACUACUAGUAUAUAUAAACAGGUAUAAAACUUACAAGCAUAAGCUGAGAAAUGGCUCAUGCUCAUGCUAAUAAGGCUUCUUUAAACAUGCUCAUGCUAUGCUUCACCUUACUUAAUCUUUCUCAUAAUUUUGCCUUUGCCUUCACUUCUCAAGACUACUCUAAUGCUCUUGACAAAUCCAUUCGUUUCUUUGAGGGACAGAGAUCCGGAAAAUUGCCUGCGGAUCAACGCCUUAAGUGGAGGGCUGAUUCUGGCUUAUCUGAUGGUUCCGGUUACCAUGUUGAUCUAGUAGGAGGAUAUUAUGAUGCAGGGGACAAUGUUAAGUUUGGAUUGCCAAUGGCUUUCACCACAACUCUACUAGCAUGGAGUGUAAUCGAAUUUGGGAGCUCCAUGCAUAGCCAACUUAACAAUGCAAAAGCAGCCAUUCGUUGGAGUAGCGAUUAUCUUCUUAAAGCAGCCACAGCUAGCCCCGACACAUUAUACGUUCAAGUAGGAGACCCCAACCAAGAUCACAGGUGUUGGGAGAGACCUGAGGACAUGGAUACGCCUCGCAACGUGUACAAAGUGUCCCCUCAAAAUCCAGGUUCUGAUGUUGCUGCUGAGACUGCUGCUGCAUUGGCUGCUGCCUCUAUUGUGUUCAAAGAUUCUGACCCUUCUUAUUCCUCGUCAUUAUUGCGUACUGCACAAAAGGUGUUUGCUUUUGCAGACAAGUAUAGAGGUUCCUAUAGUGACAGUCUCAGUUCAGUGGUCUGCCCAUUUUACUGCUCUUAUUCUGGUUACAACGAUGAACUUCUAUGGGGAGCAUCAUGGCUUCAUAGAGCUUCACAAGACUCUUCUUAUCUUGCUUAUAUCCAAUCCAAUGGUCAAACUAUGGGUGCUAAUGAUGAUGACUACUCCUUCAGUUGGGAUGACAAGAGACCUGGAACCAAAAUUAUACUAUCAAAGGACUUUUUGGAGAAGAGUAGUCAAGAAUUCCAAGCAUACAAAGUUCACUCAGACAACUAUAUCUGCUCAUUGAUUCCAGGCUCACCUAGCUUUCAAGCUCAGUAUACCCCAGGGGGGCUUUUAUACAAAGGAAGUGGAAGUAAUCUCCAAUACGUGACAUCUUCAUCGUUUCUCCUAUUAACCUAUGCCAAAUACUUGAGGUCAAAUGGAGGGGAUGUGUCAUGUGGGAGUUCAAGAUUUCCUGCAGAGAGGCUCGUUGACCUUGCAAAGAAACAAGUGGACUACAUAUUAGGAGAUAAUCCAGCAAAAAUAUCGUACAUGGUUGGUUUUGGACACAAGUAUCCACUUCGCGUGCACCAUAGAGGUUCAUCUCUACCAUCAGUGCAUGCACAUCCUGGUCACAUUGGCUGCAAUGAUGGAUUCCAGUCUUUGAAUUCUGGGUCGCCUAAUCCAAACGUUCUCAUUGGAGCCAUCGUGGGUGGUCCUGACAGUAGAGAUAACUUUGAAGAUGACAGGAACAAUUAUCAGCAAUCGGAGCCUGCUACAUACAUUAAUGCACCACUAGUUGGGGCCCUUGCUUUCUUAUCCGCACCAAAUUAAAGUAGUAGUGGAUGGAGUCACAUAAUUUAUUAACUAAAGUAAGUCUUGUAGCAGAAGAUGAGGAUCAAGAAAUCAGUAUGGUCCCUUGGUAGCUCAACAUAAUUGUAAAAUGAAGGUUACACAUUUAGGUCCCCUUCUAUGCAUGUAAGCAAGAGGAAUUCCUUCGUGGUUCCUCUAGGAAUGUUAAGACCCUUGAUAUGAAUUUCCAGACUUAUUAUUCACUUAUUCCAAA
Molecule: messenger RNA, 2289 nt
Organism: Solanum pennellii
Lineage: Eukaryota; Viridiplantae; Streptophyta; Magnoliopsida; Solanales; Solanaceae
Product: endoglucanase 1-like
Exons: 6
Coding region: 564-2057 (497 amino acids)
Biological process (GO): carbohydrate metabolic process
Molecular function (GO): hydrolase activity, hydrolyzing O-glycosyl compounds
Source: RefSeq, a predicted model, not a curated record